Molecule: messenger RNA, 3027 nt
Organism: Diachasmimorpha longicaudata
Lineage: Eukaryota; Metazoa; Arthropoda; Insecta; Hymenoptera; Braconidae
Gene: Hr96
Product: nuclear hormone receptor HR96
Exons: 4
Coding region: 1-2049 (682 amino acids)
Biological process (GO): positive regulation of transcription by RNA polymerase II; cell differentiation; negative regulation of transcription by RNA polymerase II
Molecular function (GO): RNA polymerase II cis-regulatory region sequence-specific DNA binding; nuclear receptor activity; zinc ion binding
Source: RefSeq, a predicted model, not a curated record
AUGGAUGAUGAACACCCAGCAAGGGGUGCUAACAAGAUCUGCGAGGUUUGCGGCGACCGGGCCCUUGGCUACAAUUUCAACGCUAUCUCCUGCGAAAGCUGCAAGGCAUUCUUCAGGAGGAAUGCCCUCAAGAAUAAGGAUUUUAGAUGCCCCUUCACAGAGAACUGCAAAGUGACCCCAGUGACGCGUAGAUUCUGUCAAAAAUGUCGUCUGGACAAGUGUCUGACUGUUGGAAUGAGAAAAGAGUACAUAAUGACUGAGCAGGACAAGGAACUGAAACGCAAGAAGAUCGAGCAGAACAGAGCGAAGAAGCGUCCAACGUCAGACCCUCCAAAGGUCCGAAAAAUGAAGCGUGAAAUUCUCGAUGAGGCCAGCUGCGACGAUACGUCAGUAUCAGUGGCAUCAGUGGCCUCAUCAGUCUCGGAGACUUACUUCUGGGAAUCAGACAGAAAGUACACAGACCUGGAUGGCAAGGGCUCAUCUACCACCGAGGGUAUGAGCCCAGUGACCGCAGCAAGUGUCCCGAGUCCCUCAUCUCCAGAGAGCAGGGACAUAAUAGGUUCAAAGACGCUGGAGAUGUUGAAGGAGUCGCCACCCACCUCGAGCCCGCAAUACGCUUCCCCAGAAGGAGCUGAGAAGGCGUACCAAGUGCACGAUUUCUCCCGGGAGGUGCAGAUUACCGAAGAGGGGAGUCGUGGCUCAGAGAGCCUCCAGGACUCCACCUCGAGCCCCUGCAGUCCUCAGAGCAGUCACAUAGAGAGCUCCACAUCUGAUGCGACGAAUUCCUGUGAAAAAUCUCUGAGACUGCCCGCCAAGACUGCAGAGAUUCUCGAAAAACUUCAGAGCCCCAGUUUUAUCUUUAGAUUAAUACGACGGCCUGACCUGAUCAUGGAGAUUUUUCAGGAUGAAGCCUUGCUGUCGAAGCUAGCGAGUAAUCCCAAGAUCACUAAAUUUCUAGGGAACGAGCGAGCGACAACACCAGAACCCUCCAGUCAGCCCCUUGCUAACAAUGGAGUAUCUGAGGAUCUGAUCAGAGACAUGUUGGAGACUGCUCCAGAGGUUGGCCACGUCAACAAUCCCAUUCUGGCUGAUUUGAUUGGAGAAUGUAAAGAAGGGGACGAUGACGUCGACCAGGCCACCUCUAGUGGACAGAUACUUCUGGAAAACGAUAAGGACACUAACGACGUGACCAAGGUCAUGCAGGAUGUGGGUAGCACUCCCAUUACCAGUAAUUCCAUCGAGUCUAUUCUAUGUGAAGCUAUCAAGCUAGAGUUCUCGGCUUACUCCUGCCUAGGGAACAAUCAGAGUAAUAGGGAGCUGAAUGACGCCGAGAGGGCGAAGCUGAAUGAACUAAUUGUCGCUAAUAAGGCACUUCAGGCACCGCUCGAUGACGAUAUCACGACUUUGCUGGGAGAGGAGUGUUCACUUGGGGGAAAUUCGGGAGAAUCCAGUGGAACUCUUCUCAACCUCAUAAACUUGACAGCAGUGGCGAUAAGGAGGCUGAUCAAAAUGGCCAAGAAGAUAAAUGCAUUUAAAAAUAUGUGUCAGGAGGAUCAGCUAGCGUUACUGAAGGGGGGAUGCACGGAGAUGCUGAUUCUCAGGUCAGCCCUCACCUACGAUUUUGAAAAGGAUCUGUGGAAGAUUCCGCAUUCUCAGGAGAGCAUGUCCAUGAUUAAAACCGAUGUGCUGAAGCAGGCUAAGGGGAAUAUUUAUGCGGAACACGCGAGAUUCGUCAAAGACUUUGAUCCAAAGUGGAGGGAUGAGAAUGUCAUCCUGAUUUUGAGUGCCAUUGCUUUAUUUACUCCGGAUAGACCCCGGGUCGUUCACAGCGAUGUUAUCAAGUUGGAACAGAAUUCUUAUUAUUACCUUCUGCGAAGAUAUUUGGAGAGCAUUUACCCAGGUUGCGAGUCGAAAUCCAUGUUUCUGAGGCUAAUCAGAAAGAUAUCGGAUCUUCACCGGUUAAACAAGGAAGUCGUCGGGGUUUACCUAAACGUCAAUCCCUCCAGUGUUGAGCCACUGCUGAUCGAAAUAUUUGACUUGAAAAAUUGAGGGAAUCAAUUGUUGCGACUUUAUGCAGAUGAAUGUUAGCAGUUGACGAGAUAUGUCAGUAUCACUGUACACAGGUUUAAAUCAUAGAAAUUGUUAAUCAUAGAAACUGUAUAAAUAGUGUAGGGAAUUUUUAGAUCAUUUCAACUACGAAGCGAAGCUUUUGUCUGUAAAUUGGGAGGCGCUGCCCAGUAGAUGCUCUACUCGACAAUUUUUGACGAGGAUUUCCUCCAGUGAUAGUACUAAUUCUUUUUUUUUUCUUUUUGAUUAAUUACGUUAAAUUUGAGGGGGUGAUUCACUGGGUAGUUUAUCCUUUUGACUCAGGCGCCUUGUCAGUUAGCGACGAUCAGUUGAACGUCAUAUCAGGUUCAUAAUACUCACUGGUGUAGUUGUAAAGUAGAUCAAUUUGAGUCAAUAAGGGUGUUACCGUUGUCAUUGUUACCAGGGCUGGGCAAUAUUUGAAUCGGAGAAGGGUAGAGUGCAAUGGACUUUAAUAAUUUAAUUUUUCGAAUGGAGUAUCAAAUUUGAGUCCUUGUAAGUUGGGAAAAGAAAUCAAAACCACGAAGAUUGGUUGUCAAACGUAAAGUAAAAAACAGAAAGUUUAUAAUUACUUGGAAAAUUGAGUUGAUCGUGCCUUGAAAUUGUAUUCUUGGGCUUUCACUCAUCACAGGGUCUGAGUUUUGUAAAUAUUAUUUGGUAUUAAUUUUUUAGAUGUUUCGCAAAAAUCUUAUUUUUUUCCCCCAAAAAAUUUUUUAUUGACAUUCACACCUACAAAUAAUCACUGCGUGAUUAUUCUGGAGGCGAUUUUGUCUGCUGUAAAACUGUGAAUUACGAUUUUUAUUCUCAUCCUAAUUAAUUCAUCAAAUCGAGAUAUGUUGGACCUAUGUUUUUUACUAGAUACUCUGUGGACGUCCCCACACUGAGAAUGAAUUACGAAAGUGCCAGAUGAGAAAGAAAUCGAGAAAUUGUGAUACACUUCAU